This is a messenger RNA of Cooperia oncophora, 621 nucleotides long. The record is from the annotation of a GenBank genome assembly. Lineage: Eukaryota; Metazoa; Nematoda; Chromadorea; Rhabditida; Trichostrongylidae.
AUGCAAUUAUUCAGGGCAUCCGCAAUUCUGCAAUGUCUUCAACAACACUGCGUCCAGACGAGUAGCGCCACUGGCCGAGUUCUACGUCCUAAAGACAAGCCAUUGCUCAUUCUAUAUCUGAAGAACAUAAACCUUCCUGCUCCAGAUAAGUACGGCACGAAUGAAAUGUUAGCGUUUCUGCAUCAAUUGCUCACCUAUCACGGCUACUAUGAUGAUCAUUUGGAUUGGAUAGGGUUGGAAAACGUGCAGAUAGUGGCAUCGAUGGCGCCGUCAGCAACACAGUCUUCGAUACCUCCUCGAUUGAUGUCCCUGAUGCGAACGAUCACCAUCGGGUAUCCAUCGGAACAGAACCUCAACGCUAUCUAUUCCUCUUAUCUUAUGCCAAUUUUAGAGGCUCCUCUCGGCUCAUCGGCUCGUGUCGAGGCAAUGGCAUCGGUGAUGGUACGACUUUACGAAGAAGUUCGCUCCAAUUUCCGCCCUGCUGACAGAGGUCACUACAUCUUCACACCAAGAGAUCUGACAAAGUGGACACUGGGAACGAUGCGGCACGAGUUGACCAACGAGUCAAAGGUACUUGAAGUGAUAGCGUUCGAGUCAAAACGGAUCUUCAAGGAUCGGUAG